UAACCCUUACCAAAACAAUUGUUCAGAUGAGCAACGCCAAGUUUAAAGAAAGGAAAUAAAAUGUCUCAAGAACUGUCGUUCUGUUUGUGUUCAAUAACUGAGAUUUGAAAGGUCUGAUUCUACGUUCUCUCCACUAGAUCCUUGGCUUCAUUUAGACUUGUGCUUAAUUUUGUCAUUGACUAUUGAGUCUACGAUCACUCUUUGGAGUAAAAUAGUCCAAAUAGUAAUAAUGAAAAUGGUGAGACCAGUAAUUCAUUUACUAUUAUUCUAUAUUCAGUAAGAAUCAACCUGUAUCUAAUAGCUGAAAAGGCCUGAAGCCUCCCAAAUGCAUGUCAUUACACAAAUUCUGUGUGAGGACUGACAUCUUGGUUCCAUAUACUAAUUAUACUGCAUGGCCCCCAUUUAUAACCAUAUCUACUUGUCAUAAUUCGAUCCUGGCUGCUGCCCAUGGAUGCUAUCUUUAUCACAUUAUAGCAAACAUUUGGGUGAUUAAGUUUUUCUCAAAAAUUCUAGAAUAGCAUACAACGGCUUUACUACUUAUUACGUCAUCUAAGGGUUUUUAAAAAUUAGUUACCACUCCGCCCACGCAGUGAGGUAGCAAAUAUUAUGCCAUUUCAAGCGUGUGCCUUUCCCCCCUCGGGACUUCCCGUGGACAUCCUUGCAGCAGUGAGGCUGAGUCCUGGCUUUGGGUGCAUGUUAAGAAAUACUAAUCAAAAGGAAAAGGGUGCCUUUCAAGAGAAAAAAAAUUGUGGGAACUUCAACCUUUAAAAACCAUGCCAUGGUUUAAAAACGUAACUAGGAGAAGCUUGAAUGUCUUUAAAUUCACCGGUCUGUAAAACGUAACGCGUCUCUCCCUCACCCCACAUUAUAACUUUCCAAAAAGCGGAAGAAGGGGCUCCGGGGGUCCCGGCCCCAGGAAUGCUGGGGCUGACAGCAGGACUCGGCCUCCGUCCGACUCGAGGGUAUCGCGAAAGCCGGGAGGGAACAAAAGUUACCCUCGAACUUCGGGGGCAAAAGAGUCCAUGUGGACCUUAAAAAGGGCAAAACCUACCCUAAAGGCCGUAAACCGCCCUCCCCUCCCCCCGCCAGAGAACUUCCCGGCGCAGAGCUUCCGCAGCCUGCCGCAAGCCGGGAGGCCUUCACGCUCACGCGCUCUCCGCCACACGCCGGAACUGCGCGGUCACGUCCGCGGGGACCCUGGCCAUGCCCCGCGCCGCCACCCGGCCCCAGGCGAUCUCCUGGCCCCACGCGCCUGCAGUCGGCGCUGCUUCUGCGUGGGAGGAUCCGGCGGAAGGGGCGGGGUCAGCCGGCACUUCCGUGACUUCGGGCGGGGAGGUCACAAAUCACGUUGAGCCAAAACGCAUACAGUGUUUUCUUCAGUUACAAAUAAAAUGAAUAUGCCCAUGCUGCUACCACAUCCUCACCAGCAUUUCCUAAAAGGUCUUUUAAGAGCACCUUUCCGAUGUUACCACUUCAUCUUUCACUCAAGUACUCAUCUCGGAUCAGGAAUCCAAUGUGCUCAGCCGUUUAAUUCUCUUGGACUCCAUUGUACAAAGUGGAUGCUGCUGUCAAAUGGUUUAAAGAGAAAAUUAUGUGUACAAACAACCUUAAAGGACCACACAGAAGGACUUUCUGAUAAAGAGCAAAGAUUUGUGGAUAAACUUUAUAGUGGUUUAAUCCAAGGGCAAAGGGCCUGUUUAGCAGAGGCCAUAACUCUUGUAGAAUCAACUCAUAGCAGGAAAAAGGAGUUAGCCCAGGUGCUUCUUCAGAAAGUAUUACUUUACCACAGAGAACAAGAACAAUCAAAUAGAGGAAAACCACUAGCAUUUCGAGUAGAAUUCAGUUUAUAUUCUUUGAGUUACGAGUGAUAUGAAGAAAAAAGAUGAUCCCUUAUAAAUAGAGAAUUGCUUUCUCAAUCACUGGGAAUUUCUAGAAUAAUGAGUUGUUUUUCCAGUGGGAAGAAGUAUACAGAACUGAGGGUUGUCUGGGCCCCCUGGUGCUGGAAAAUCAACAUUUAUAGAAUAUUUUGGAAAAAUGCUUACUGAGAGAGGGCACAAAUUAUCUGUGCUGGCUGUGGACCCUUCUUCUUGUACUAGUGGUGGUUCACUUUUAGGUGAUAAAACCCGAAUGACUGAGUUAUCAAGAGAUAUGAAUGCAUACAUCAGGCCAUCUCCUACUAGAGGAACUUUAGGAGGCGUGACAAGGACCACAAAUGAAGCUAUUCUGUUGUGUGAAGGAGCAGGAUAUGACAUAAUUCUUAUCGAAACCGUAGGUGUGGGUCAGUCGGAGUUUGCUGUUGCUGACAUGGUUGACAUGUUUGUUUUACUACUGCCACCAGCAGGAGGAGAUGAGCUGCAGGGUAUCAAAAGGGGUAUAAUCGAGAUGGCAGAUCUGGUAGCUGUAACUAAAUCUGAUGGAGACUUGAUUGUACCAGCUCGAAGGAUACAAGCGGAGUAUGUGAGUGCACUGAAAUUACUCCGCAAACGUUCACAAGUCUGGAAACCAAAGGUAAUUCGUAUUUCUGCCAGAAGUGGAGAGGGGAUCUCUGAAAUGUGGGAUAAAAUGAAAGAUUUCCAGAACCUAAUGCUUGCCAGUGGGGAACUGACUGCCAAACGACGGAAGCAACAGAAAGUUUGGAUGUGGAAUCUCAUUCAGGAAAGUGUGUUAGAGCAUUUCAGGACCCAUCCCACAGUCCGGGAACAGAUUCCACUUCUGGAACAAAAGGUUCUCACUGGGGCCCUGUCCCCAGGACUGGCAGCAGACUUCUUGUUAAAAGCUUUUAAAAGUGGAGAUUAUUAAAAUUCAUCCUGUAUAAUAAUUUUACAUAUCGUUUCAUAAAGUAUUUUAAUAGAAAAAUCACUUGUAUGCUUAUAUUUUCAGUAAUCAUUGCAUGGUGCUCUUGUCUUCUUUCUUUGUGACCCAUGCUUGAAAACUUGAAGGAAGUUAGAUAUGAAUGGCAAAAGUUAGGCAGUAUUUAUAAGGUACCUGUUGUAUGUUACUGAUUUCUGUUUCAUUCUCUUCUUAUACCCUGGCAUGGUGGCCUGUAGGGUAGUUUCUUCUUAUUAGUCAAGAACAGAAAAAGCUAAGGAGAGCAGAAAAUAUCUUGUACUUUAAAAUGCUUACUUUGAUUCCAUAUUAUCUGAAUUUCCAGAGAACAUGUAAACAAGAGUGACUAUAUUUUUAGAGUCUUUCUUGAAGCCAGAACGACACACAGUGGGUUGCUAAGAGCCGAAAAUCAUAAUUGACAUUUAGUGUACCAGAUUAUUCUAAGAAUUUCUGAAGUCACCAUGUACAUGAGUAAUGAAACAACUGGAAUAAUGUGAUGAUGUGAACACAGUUUUAAAGUCUGCUUGUCUGGAUUUGCAGGGAGCCUUCCCCCACCCCCCGACACGAUAGGUAAGAGAGCAAAAGGAAACUGGGAAAAUCAGCUACAGAUAAAAUGGGUAAUUAAUCCCCAGUUCUUGGACCCAUUAUAUUUGUAGCCAAUUGGAGUAAACCCCUAAAAGACGAAGUGAGGUCAGAAUGAUUCAAGGAUUAUUCAGUUUGAAGACUACCAAAGGCUUUUGCUUCUCUUCUUCCUUGGCCAUUUCACUUCAUUUUAGUAUUUUAAAAAUCUUUUUUCUUGAUGGUGAAUAAGUUUUGUCCUAUGGAGGAAGCAUAGCACAGUGAUUAAGAGCUUGGGCUCUGUAGUUGGACUAUGUGGGUUUAAACUUUAACCCAGAUCAAUCAUAUAUUAGCUAUAUGAGCUAAUCUCUUUAAGCUUCCGUUUCCUCCCUGGUAAAAUGAAAUUGGUGAAGAACUUUCUAAGGUUAGUGAAGAUUAAAUGAAAUAACGUGGGAGAAUUAUUUAACUGUCAUGAUAGUGUAUAGGAAAUACUCAAAGGCUGCUUACUAGCAUUAUUACAUUAAAGUUGUGGGUACCUGAAACUGUACAAACCUGAUGUAUAAUUUCUGUUUUCUCUCAUGGUCUUGUUACUACCAUCAUGCUCUUGAUAUUUUAGGAUAUUUUAUGAUUAUCUUUGAAGAACCCUUUCUGGUUAAUUCUUUGAAUAUAUUUUAUACUUAUUUGAUGGUAGUUGUAACUAUGUAUGUUUGAAUAAAAUUUCUAACCAUAAAAUUUCUCCAUUGCACAAAAAGCCUUUAUAGAAGUUUCUGACAUGUUCUAUUCUGAACCCUGUAGAAUAUUUUAUGUAGUAAUAGCAGCUUGCAUUAUUACUUACUGUACUGGUUCCUAUGUGGAAUCAAAUCUCUUGAGCAUUAUUUUAACAAACAUCCCUUUACAUUUUUUGGAAAGAUUUUUAGUACUCCAUUGGCAUAGCUAUUUCAUAAAAGGUUUAGGAGAAACUUUGAAAGGUUGUCCAGUUUACUUUUCUGAUUUUAGAAAGGACCACCAUGAAACUACCCUAUCAGACAAAAAACUGGUUUUCAGAAACCUGAGAUAAGGAAUUUUAUAAUUUCCCUGAGUAAGCUGUUACAGGGAAUAACAAAUCUAUUGCCAUAUGUGGCACAGUGUAAGUAAUGCUGGAGCACACAUACUGCAUUGUAAAGAAGGUAGGAAAGGUGGGGGGACUUCUGUUAGCUUUAAUUUUAAGGCUAAAGCAUUUCUUCUCGGUUUGAACUACUUUUAAAUGUUAUAAAUGUCAUCAUAAAAAUCAUUAGAAAACUCAC
Molecule: messenger RNA, 4667 nt
Organism: Chlorocebus sabaeus (green monkey)
Lineage: Eukaryota; Metazoa; Chordata; Mammalia; Primates; Cercopithecidae
Source: RefSeq, a predicted model, not a curated record